GUUUGGUUGGAGCCGUCAGCGGCACGGGACAAGAAGGGGGUGAAACGAAGAACCGAUCGACUAUUAACUUCUGGCUUCAGAACGGCUGAAUGUUGGACGGGAGAUCUGACGUAGGCUGGUUUACGGAAAAAAACGCAUUUGUUGCAUUCAGGGGUGACGGAUCUGAUCAGCGCGGAUGACAAAAAGGCGUCGUGGUGCAAACUUUCUCAGCCGGGGUUGAUCGCUCGUAAAGACCCAACCAGGGAUUGUGAUUUCUUUUUUAACGGGGACGUACUGAAGUGAACAUCAUGCCACGGCGUACCGUGCAAGAAGUAACAGUGCAAGAUGUCCAGAAACGAAGAAACCCGAACAAACACUAUGUUUACAUCAUCAAAGUGUCCUGGAGCGAUGGCAGCACCGAAAUCAUUUACAGACGCUACAGCAAGUUUUUUGACCUGCAGAUGGAACUGCUGGACAAAUUCCCAGUGGAAGGAGGCCAAAAAGACCCUAAGCGCAGGAUUAUUCCAUUCCUACCAGGGAAGAUCCUGUUUAGGAGGAGCCACAUCAGAGAUGUGGCCAUGAAAAGGCUGAGGCCCAUCAAUGAAUACUGCAGGGCUCUCAUUCAGCUGCCGGUCUACAUUUCCCAGUGUGAGGAGGUCAGAGUGUUUUUUGAGACCAGACCUGAAGACCUCAACCCACCCAAGGAGGAACCAAUUGGAAAGAAGAAAUCAGGACUUGUGGACAGAGCGACUACUUUCCUAAAGAGAGGAGACUCCACCUCAGCAGAUCCUCUCCUCCUUGACCAGUAUGUGGCAGUAACAGACUAUGAGAAGCAGGAGAGCUCUGAGAUCAGUCUACAUGUGGGUCAGGUGGUGGAGGUCAUUGAGAAAAAUGAGUCUGGGUGGUGGUUUGUGAGCUCAGAGGAUGCCCAGGGCUGGGUCCCUGCCACCUGCCUUGAGGCACAAGAUGACCCUGAUGACUUCAGUCUUCCAGGGGAAGAAGAAGAGAAGUAUUCAGUGAUUUACCCAUACUCCGCCCGGGACCAGGAUGAGAUUGACCUGGAGAGAGGCAUGAUUGUGGAGGUGAUUCAGAAGAACUUGGAGGGCUGGUGGAAGAUAAGGUAUCAGGGCCGCGAGGGCUGGGCCCCAGCUUCCUACCUGAAGAAGAGUGACCUUCAGGGCCAGAAGCAGUCAGCAGGCGGUGCUGCACAUGCCAGUACAAACGACCUAGAUGGAUUUUCUAAACAGAACCAGCAAAACAAUACAACCAAAGAGAACCGAGAUAAUGGCCAGAAAGAGAACAGGCUCUCACUAUUCUCUGAUAACAAAAGAGUGGGAUUAAGACAAAGACCUCCUCCACGCAGAGAUCUUACCAUUCCACGUGGUGCAAACCUUCCCAAGCCACCCAUUCCUCCUCAGGUUGAGGAAGAGUUCUACACCAUAGCAGACUUCCAGACCACCAUCCCUGAUGGAAUCAGCUUCCAGGCUGGAAUCAAAGUCGAGGUGAUUGAGAAGAAUGGAAGUGGUUGGUGGUACAUCCAGAUAGAUGAAAAAGAAGGCUGGGCCCCUGCCACAUUUAUUGACAAGUACAAGAAGACUAGUACUGUCCCACGACCAAAUUUCCUUGCCCCUUUGCCCAAUGAGAUGGAAGAUGGUGGUUCUUCAAAUGACAACUGGUCCAAGCCUUUACCAGAUGAGCCAACUACAGCCUCUGAGUCCUGUGCAAGGCCUAAACUGAGAGAUUGGAAGUCCAGUGCCAAAGGGUCCUUCCCUGGGCCAUUACCUCCAGCCCCAGCUGCCCCUCCAGUCGAGGAGAAACCAGCUCUGCCACCUCGAAGGGAGUCCAUAAAUAAGAGCUUUGAAUUGGAGGUAGCAGAGAAACCAAGAUCAGAUCAUUCCAAGCCUUUACCCCCAAAGCCCCCAGCUCCUGGGGUCAUCAUGCCACUGGUUCCGCCUAAGGCAGCACCUCCCUUAAAAUCAGACAAACCACAAGAGACCAAAAAAGAAGACAAAAGCAAAGCUCUUCACCUUCGGAAUGAGAUGGGUCUUGAAUGUGGUCACAAGGUCUCUGCUAAAGAGGUGAAGAAGUUUAAUCUGAAACCUGUACCUAAACAGCCACCAAAACCGAAAUCAGAAGACAAAUCAGAGGAGAAACCAGAAGCAGCUGGCCCAGCUGCGUUUAUAAAGCCCAAGCCAGUGAUUCGACCUAAGCCUGUUCCAGCUGCCAAGCCAGAUUCCCCAGCAGAGAACAAACUUGACAUCACCAACCUGAGAAGCAAGCUGAGGCCGUCAAAACCUGCUGAUCUUGGUUCUGCAUCAGCAGAGGUGAACGACAGCUCAGCAGCAGUAAAUAGUUCCCAUCCGAGUUCACCCUCUAACUCUCCCCCCAUCCACAUCCCUUCUCUCAAUAAUGGCAAAUACUGUGACGAACCAAAAUUCCCCCCAAAACAUAUGAAUGGUCAUAGCCAGGACAGCUCAUCACCCCCUGGGAAACCAGCAGUGCCUCCCCACAAGGAACCUCCUCAGAGACCCCCCAGCAUGGUUCCAAAGAGACCUCCUCCUCCAAAGAAGACAGACCCAUCCAGCCCAACUGAGCUCAAAGCUCCACCUGCCCUAAAAGAAGCCCUGGACAUUCCCAAAUCUGGACCACCCGCACUAAGCAGACCCCCUCCCCCUAAACCUAAAGGGCUUGUGGCACCACCUCCAAACAAAGAGAAAGAAGAGUCCAAGGUUAAUAGAAUCCCGAUUCCUUCCAAACCCCAGUUGAAGAGUGAGAAGCCCGGCCCACCAAAGGACAAGCUUCCACCUUUACUCAAGGAGUCCAGUAAGGACGAUCUGUAUUUGGCUGUGGCGGACUUUGAAGGGGAUGAUCCAACAUCCAGCUUCAAGGUGGGUACAGUGUUUGAGGUGCUGGAAAAAAACAGCAGUGGCUGGUGGUUCUGUAAAAAUGUAGGACAAGAAGUCGAGGGCUGGAUCCCCUCGAAUUACUUGAGCAAAAAACCUUAGGCAGUGAAUGUGCUGUUAAAGUCAUCGCCAUAUGAACAAAUAAACUAGGGAUUUAAAUGAACAAAAUAUCACUACUUUGUAGCUAAUUACCAUUUUUUAUUUAUAGGUACCUUUUUUUUUAUUGACACGUUUUGUUAUGUAUCAUUUUGAUGAGGAUAUUCUACCGAAACUGAACCAGCAAUAACACAUGACCUUGUUGGGUCUUGUGAUGUUUACUUUGUUUUUGUUUUUAUCUAAAUAUUACAUGAAAUGUUAGGUGGAUUCAUUGCCACAUGCUAGUCGCAGCCUGUGUUAGUCUUGCCAUCAGAUAGGCUAGAUGGUAGAACAGCAGUAGAUGCAUCUCCACCCAUGCCUUCUAUGAUACGGUGCCUAAAUAUUAUAUGCAAAGUGCUUAAUAUACCAUAUGCAACUGUAGAUGUCGUCCCUGUUGGAAUCUUAAAAAAGUAGAAAUCAAAAAUCUCUGUCAAGGGAGACACCAGAUGUUCAAACCCUGACAGUCUUUUCACAGUAGUGAAGGAAAAGAAAAAAAAAGAAAAGCUAAAAUCCCAUAGACAGAGAGACUGCACAUGAACUCACUGGGGGAGUUCAAUGACUACAUAUGGGCUUCAAGUGCUAGUAGCAAUUACUACAAGAGAUGUCUUUGCCAAGUAGAAGUGCUGUUUGUUAUACUAUAAACAUGCCUAAUUAGUUUUUGUGUUAUUGUAAUGCUUUUCUUCUUUUUACUACAUAAUUAAUGUUGCAGUGACCUGUGACAGAUGUGCACUUUUACAGCCAUUUCAGAUGAGGUAAGGUUAAGGUUUGCACAUGCUGAAGGAUUGGGAAGAAUGCCACAGUGCAUUUAAUUUCUUAGUUUUACUGGUCAUUGUAUUGGCAAUGCUCUUUUUUUUAUACUCACUGUAACAAAAUAUCAACAAGUGUAAAGAUGAGGCUACAGCAAGCCUUAAGAAUUCUGUGUAAAAGUAUCUUAUCAUAUCAUACCCAAAAGAGAGAAUUGUGAAAUGUGACUUGUCAAGCACAUCUGCAUAUCUGUACCAGACGUCUGACCAAGCAUAAGAAAUUGGAGAUCUACAGUGAUUUGUGCAAUGAUUUACAGUAUUGUAAGUGUACAGUCUGUUCAUAACCGAAGUUUGGUGCUCAAAUAACAACAAAGUAUGUAUAAAAAAUGUUUUACAUUAAUGCUUGACUGGUCUCAAGCAUGGUCAGUAUGUCAAAGUAUUUUUUAUUGUACAGUAAUGAGAGGCAUAUCUUAACUGUUGUCACUUUUCUUUGAUGGUCCACCUGUUAGGUAUUUUAAUGCUGUACUGAUGAAGAGAAUAGAAAGACUGAGAAAGAAUUUGGUUGGUUGAUUCCUGUGAUUUGCUAAUAAAAGCAAAUAAAGAGGGCUUUUUCUGUCAAGAGAUGAAUUAAAAUAAGUAAGUUCUGAAAAAGUAUAUUAAACAGCUUGUCCAGAAAUGGUUUAAUAUGCAUCUUUAAAUUCUUAGGUUAAAGUAAAUAAGCAAAAUUUGAAAAGAAAAAUGUAUGUUAAUGAUUCUGGAGACAAUCAGACAAAGCUACAAGCUGUAACAAUGAUUCUGUUCUGCUUCUAGUUGCUAUAAUGUUAUACCUCCGUUUACCCCGUUUUAUACAGAAGUGACAGUAAAUUAAAGAUUAAAUACACCGGAAAUGGUAUUCAGAAAUAAUAUGUGGCUAAAAGACAGUAAGGUACAGUACAGUACAAGGAAAAUUGUAUGGGUUGAUGGUGUCAUCAUUUCAGUAUUGUAAUCUAUUUACUUAUUUGCUAUGUGUUUUUCAUUACAUCGUGUCUCCUUUUACGUAAAUCAAUAAAAGUUUCUGAU
Molecule: messenger RNA, 4819 nt
Organism: Scomber japonicus (chub mackerel)
Lineage: Eukaryota; Metazoa; Chordata; Actinopteri; Scombriformes; Scombridae
Gene: sh3pxd2b
Product: SH3 and PX domains 2B
Exons: 14
Coding region: 288-2984 (898 amino acids)
Biological process (GO): superoxide anion generation
Cellular component (GO): cytoplasm
Molecular function (GO): superoxide-generating NADPH oxidase activator activity; phosphatidylinositol binding; protein binding
Source: RefSeq, a predicted model, not a curated record